Molecule: messenger RNA, 2113 nt
Organism: Morone saxatilis (striped sea-bass)
Lineage: Eukaryota; Metazoa; Chordata; Actinopteri; Moronidae
Product: CUB and sushi domain-containing protein 1
Exons: 4
Coding region: 429-1106 (225 amino acids)
Source: RefSeq, a predicted model, not a curated record
CCCUGGGCCGCUGCAGCAACUCCGUACAUGGGUCGCCAGCUCUACUGACUGAGCUAACCGGGCGCCCAUCUCAUCCUUCUUUUUGCUUCACUCUUGUGGAAAGCUCUGGUGAUCAGGUGACUUAAAUCAUGACAAACCUUUGCCGGAGCAGUUUGUCCUGUCACAGCGUGACAUGCAGCACGUAGUGGCAUUAGCUGUGUGUAGAAGAUUAAGCAGCAAACGCAGAGCUUAGUUUAAGUGUUACUUACUGUUCUCUGCUUCUUCAUCCUGCAGUCAGUGAACUCAGCUCCACUGCAACAGCUUCUAACGGCUUCAUGUCCCUUGACUUUGCAAAUAUAAUGGUGUAUAGUAUGUUUCUGGACAAGAAUAUGACUUAGAGUCAGCUUCCAGAUCCAGCUGCAGUUUUUCACAGAAACUGAUCGCAUCAGAUGAUGGACACCAUGAGGUUAUAUCCCCUGCUGCUGCUGUUGUUUGGGUGCUUCCAAAGAGCUAUUUCUCAGUUUCCUGGAUGGAUUGGAGAGGUGGAAGGUAGUGGCGAGAUAGAAUGGAUUCCGCAACCAGAUUUCAUAGAUGACAUGUAUUGGUCCGGGAUAGCCCCCAUUUGUUUAGGAGGCUGUAAGGCACAGCACCAGGAGCUAAGGAGAGAUCGCUGUGGAGACUCAAGCUGCUGCUGGCUCGGCUACAAGUCCCUGUGCAGAGUGAAUUGUGGAAGGCCAGAUGUGGACUAUAAUGGAGUAGUGUAUGGUAACGACUGGUGGGUGGGCUCUGUGGUGAGGUAUGCCUGUCGCUCUGGCUUCAUGCUGGUGGGAAGCCCAACCAGAGUUUGCCAGCCUAAUGGCCUUUGGACCCCGAAACCUACCUGCCUCCGAAUGUGUCCACGGGAACGCGUUGAAAUCAGUGAGAGGGAACUAAAUGGGACGUGCAGCUCCACCUGCACAAACAAGAGCUACUUCGGCCCACCCAAACAAGGCUGCAGUCGUAUAGACAACUGUAGGAAGAAGGAGACUGGCUGGAAGCGGUUCUUUGCCCAGUGUGUCCCUUGCAUUUGUGACUGCGCUUUAUCAUGUGUUGAGUCGCUCGCCAAGCACACUGACAAGCAUAAAUGAUGGACUUGUUGAACUGAUGUAAUGAAUGCAUGUUGCAAUGUUGUCUUACCGCAAAUACACUCGAAUGUGGUUAAUUAUUGCUUUAAACAUGAAUUUGUUGACUUUCUAGGAGGAAUUCCAGUGCAAAGAACACCUUUUAUGUCUUUUUAGUUUUAGCAUCUGCAGCCUAAAACAUGGAGAGAUUACUAUGUGAGACAUGAGAUAAAGAGGCAAUGGUUGUUUUUGCUGCUUCAUCCAAUUGUGUGGAUAAAUCAGUGGACCAAAUCUGGAUGUUUUAAGACAUUUAUUUGAUCUCUCUGUCUCCUUGGUUUCUAUAUAUAGAAUUUUACAGUAUUACGAUUUCAGUGCCUGAAGUUCAAAUCCCUCUGAGUCAGUGGUGAAUUAUAAGCAGCACAGAAUUUUUUAAUUCGGUCUGUGCACUGUAAGGUGGCAACAGGGUCAGAAAAAAAAAGUGAGGUGAAUUUUAGUUAAAACUGUCUGAGAGGCUGUCAGACUAAGAUAAUUAUUUUAAAACCUUAAAAUAAAAUGUUAAACCUGAAGUGCCAAGUGGUGAGGUCUGUUUUUAUUAUAAGAAGCUCAUUUUGAGGAGGCAGGUGAUUGUUCAUUGGGCAGCAUUUUUGUAGCUCACACAGCAUUCUCUGAAUUAACAAGGUGCUAUAAUUUCAUGUGACAGAUUCAAUCUACCAGGACACACACACACUAUAUAACAGGUGCGUCUGUAAACAUCCAUGUGUCUCUAAGUGAAAAGAAGAAAUAAAGAUGUAGACAAGGAGAGAGGUAAGCUCUCUGCCUCAUCGUUCCUCCUCUCGCUCCAUCUGUCCUGGAAAGAGAUGAAACCUUAAUCUUGUUACAAAGGGAGGAGCUUCGGUCAGUGUUAGACUGUCGUAGACCUUAUAAGGAACAUUUUUAUAUAGGUAGUCUAUGCAUGGUUUUUGAUAUUUAAAUUAUUGUGAUAAAUAGCACAAAAUAUAUUUUUUUAUUGUAAAAUCAAAUUUUUAUUUUUUAUA